GUGCACACAGACAUGUCUCAUCGUAAAUUCCACGCCCCGCGCCAUGGGCACAUGGGGUUCCUGCCCCGCAAGCGCAGCAAGAGGCACAGGGGGAAGGUGCGCAGCUGGCCCAAGGAUGACCCCAGCAAGCCCGUCCACCUCACUGGCUUCCUGGGAUACAAGGCUGGCAUGACCCACAUCCUCAGGGAGGUGCACCGAGCUGGCCUCAAGCAAUCAAAGCGGGAGGAGGUGGAGGCGGUCACUAUCAUUGACACGCCGCCGGUCAUUGUGAUGGGGGUCGUGGGAUACAUUGACACCGUCCGUGGCUUGCGCUCCUUCAAGACCAUCUUUGCCGAGCAUCUCAGUGACGAGUGCAAGCGUAGAUUCUACAAAAACUGGUACAAGAGCAAGAAGAAGGCCUUCACCAAGUACAGCAAGAAGUGGCAGGAUGAGAACGGCAAGAAGCAGCUGGACAAGGAUUUUGCUCUGAUGAAGAAAUACUGCUCAGUCAUCAGGGUUAUUGUGCACUCCCAGAUGCGCCUGCUGCCCAUCAGGCAGAAGAAGGCCCACAUCAUGGAGGUGCAGCUGAAUGGUGGCAGCAUCUCCGACAAGGUGGACUGGGUGAAGGAGCGCCUGGAGAAGGCCGUGCCCGUCUCUGCCGUCUUCUGCCAGGAUGAGAUGAUUGAUGUCAUUGGCGUCACCAAGGGUCAUGGCUUCAAAGGUGUGACAAACCGCUGGCACACAAAGAAGCUCCCCAGGAAGACCCACAAGGGUCUGCGGAAGGUGGCCUGUAUCGGAGCCUGGCAUCCUGCCCGUGUGGGCUACACCAUCGCCCGUGCUGGUCAGAAGGGUUAUCACCACCGCACUGAGCUUAACAAGAAGAUCUAUCGUAUUGGUAAGGGUGUACACAUCCAGGAUGGAAAGGUGAUCCGUAAUAAUGCCUCUACUAGCUAUGACACCAGCCAGAAGACCAUCAGCCCCAUGGGAGGCUUCCCCCACUACGGUGAUGUGAAUAAUGAUUUCGUCAUGUUGAAAGGCUGUGUGGUCGGCCCCAAAAAACGUGUCAUCACCAUCAGAAAGUCUCUGCUGGCGCAGACAUCUCGUAAAUUCAAGGAGGCUAUUGAUCUCAAGUUCAUUGAUACCACCUCCAAAUUUGGUCAUGGCCGCUUCCAGACUGCUCAGGAGAAGAGGGCGUUCAUGGGCCCGCUGAAGAAAGAUGCCCUAAAGACACUGCCAGAGCCUCUGCCAGAGGAGGCCUAAAAGAGUUGAUC
Myripristis murdjan (pinecone soldierfish) is the source of this 1250-nucleotide messenger RNA. RefSeq names its product 60S ribosomal protein L3. The record is from RefSeq and is a predicted model, not a curated record. Lineage: Eukaryota; Metazoa; Chordata; Actinopteri; Holocentriformes; Holocentridae. Bases 13 to 1239 code for a protein of 408 amino acids. The transcript has 10 exons. Gene Ontology annotation, biological process: translation. Gene Ontology annotation, cellular component: cytosolic large ribosomal subunit; ribosome. Gene Ontology annotation, molecular function: structural constituent of ribosome; RNA binding.